UUUACUUAAUAUAAUUAUUUUCCGAAAAUAAAAAUAAAAAACAUAUCAUUCUAAGAUUUACAUAUGGAUAACACACACCCUACAGAGCCAAUUAAGGUAUUCUUCAUCCUUGGUGAACCUGGUUCAGGAAAGUCAUUGAGCUGUGCUCACCUUGUAAAAACAUUUGGCUAUACGCAUUACAGUGCUGGUGAUUUCCUUCGCCAUGCCUCAAAGUCUGAUAGAGUAAGAUUGCAACGAUAAUUCGAAAUUGCAUAAACACUGGCAAUAUUGUGCCGGAUAAAAUAACAUUGGACUUAAUUCACAAUGCUAUAAAGAGCAACCCCAACCCCAAUGGUUAUCUUAUUGACGGCUUUCCAAGAACAUUAGCUCAAGGACAGAUGUUUGAGGAAAGCAUUGUACCUGCUACCGGGGUAAUUUACUUGGAUUGCCGUGAUGAAACUAUGGCAAAACGACUUCAGGGUCGAGCUCAAAGUCAAGGCGGUGAAAAACGUGAGGAUGAUGUAUUGGAGGUUAUCCAAACCCGUUUUCGUGUUCACCAUGCUCAGUGUGAGCCUGUCGUAGAUGCAUACAAGGCUCGAGGACGUUGUCAUGUGAUCGAUGCAAACCAAGAUACUGAUACUGUUUGUAAAAAUCUAGUGGAUCUGUUAUUGUCUAUGAAUGAGAAGAUCAAUGUUUAA
Molecule: messenger RNA, 677 nt
Organism: Phytomonas sp. Hart1
Lineage: Eukaryota; Euglenozoa; Kinetoplastea; Trypanosomatida; Trypanosomatidae
Source: the annotation of a GenBank genome assembly